AUGACAAAGUUGAAACCAUUGACAUUGUUCAUUUUCAUGUUGUGCACUAUCCAACCAAACAAUGCCUAUAAUUUAAUAGAAGAAACUUGCAAAAGAACUUCAAAUAAUGCCCAAUGCCUCCAAUACCUGAAAUCUGAUCCCAAAAGCCCUGCUGCAUCUCUGAAUGGUUUAGCAGUAAUCAUGUUUAAUAAUAUAAUGAAAAACAAAGCGUUGAACACCAUAACCAAAAUCGAAAAACUUCUUGCAGGGAAGGAUUUUCCUCCUGGCACUCGUGCAUAUGACUCACUUAAGAUAUGUGCUAAUUUAUACAAAGAAAUUGCAACAUCUAAUGUUGAGAGAGGCGCCAAAGGAUCUGUGCUAGGAGAAGAUCCAGAAGUUGCAAUAGAUGCUGCAAAUGAUGUUGUAAUGAAAGCUAAUCAAUGUGAGAAUAACUUUCAUGGCAGAAAAAUCGAUAACCAGCCAACACCCGUCACUGAUAACAACAAUGAAAUCAUACUCGUAGCAACCAUAGCAGGAGAUAUUGUUAAAUUGUUCAGACAAACUGGCUAG
This is a messenger RNA of Vicia faba (fava bean), 549 nucleotides long. Lineage: Eukaryota; Viridiplantae; Streptophyta; Magnoliopsida; Fabales; Fabaceae. The record is from the annotation of a GenBank genome assembly.